AUAUCAGGGAGCCGUUUAAGUGGGAGAACCAAACUUUCUCAUCAACAGUUGUGAUGACUGCCAAAGCUGCGAGCAAGGUUGUUAAGCAGUUAGCUGGGAGUGGGACAGGGCAGAGCUUAAUGGAUAGAGUCACGCAAGCAAAGUAUAGUCUGGCAGGUUCUGGUCUUGGGAAAGUCGUAGCAAAAGCAACCACAGAGGAAAUUGGUGCUCCGAAGAAAAAGCACCUAGAUUAUCUAGUAAACUGCAGCAAUGAACCUAAUGUCUCUAUCCCACUACUUGCUGGGCUUCUUGUGGAAAGGACACAAGAAAAGUCAUGGGUGAUUGUUUUUAAAGCUCUUAUAACUACUCACAAUCUUAUGAAUUUCGGGAAUGAGAAAUUUUCUCAUUAUCUUGCUUCCAAUAACUGUCCAAUUGACCUUCCACAUUUUAAUGAUAAAACAAGCUCUCAGUGUAUGCAUUUUUAGUAAUGAUGGCAAACUUUUUAGCUUAUGAAAUGUCCAUAUUCAUUCGCAAGUAUUCAAAAUACUUAAGUGAAAAAGUUGCUUCUUAUAGAGCUAUGGCUUUCGACUUCUGCAAAGUGAAGCGAGGGCGUGAUGACGGUGUUUUACGAACAAUGCCAGUUGAUAAGUUAUUGAAAGCUCUUCCUGUGAUGCAAUCUCAAAUAUUAACUCUAUUAGAAUUUGAUGCUCUGGAAAAAGAUUUGAACAAUGCAAUUAUUAAUGCUGCUUUCCUAUUGUUGUAUAAAGAUCUGAUUCGUUUAUUCGCUUCAUAUAAUGAGGGUAUGAUUAAUUUGAUAGAAAAAUACUUUACUUUGAAACGAAGACAAUGUCGUCUUGGCUUGGACCUAUAUCAUGCUUUUCCAGGUUUAUUAUCGAAGCUUACUGAAUUCCUUACACUUGCUGAGAGUUUAGGAAUUGGCGAUAAGGAUAGUCUAGGUCUACAACCGGUCCCAGAGAAAGUUAUUCAAGCCAUGGAGCAACACUUACAAAUUUUGGAAAGUAAAAAAGGAUCAGAUGACGAAGAUGAAGAAACUCAUACUUCAACCAAACCAAAUGUACCAAAGAAGCCAACACUCCCUGUACCUAUUCCAAGUCAAACCGUAAUCUCCACUGAAGCUAACAAAGUUUCUAGCCAUAAUCCACCUAACCGAAACAGAGAUUACAAUGACGAUGUUGAAUCAAUAAACAAAACACAUGAUUCUAAUAUUCUGGAUCAAUCUGAACAAUUGAAUGAUGAUACAACUGAACCGACUGUGGCAUCAUAUCCAACUGUUGUCUUAAAUGAUGAAGAUGGAUUACCUUCUGCUUUACAAGAGGAGAUAAUUGCAACUGCUAAAGGUCACUUAAAUGAAACACUUGUCAAGAGUUCCGAAGCUGUGAAACGUUCAACUCAACAAGGUGCAGUUAAAGUUCCAGUACAUACACAAUUGGGCAGAUCGGAACAUCGAACUGUAUCAGUACCACCAACACGUUCACGAUCACCAUCACCAGCUCGUCCACCCCCUUCACCUAGUCGUCAAUAUGAGAAAACUACACUGAAACAACCAUCAAUCAGUGCAAGCGAUAGUGAAGCAAUUGAUGAUGACAAUACUGAUGGUGGUAUCAGUAAGACAAAACAUAACUCAUCGUCAUUAGGUCUUAAUCUAGAAGUGAAUGCACAGACUGAUGCUUCAUCUAUAUGUGCUAGUCCUUUUGCCGGUGAUGAAGAACCAGUUGAACCGGUAACUGAUACUGAUACUAAUGUAUGGUCAAAUAAGUCAUCAGAAGUUCAUGUUGAACCAAUGCAUGGUAGCAAUCAACAUUCAGCAAUUGAUGAUUUACUUGGUCUUGACCUAUUGUCUACUGAUGAUUCUAUUCCACAAACCAAUAUUGAACCUAUUCCAUUCACAGCUCAAACUGAAUCUGUUGGAAGGGAGGGUGAAUCAAAGCCUUCAGGUAUCAAUACUACUACUACUAAUACAACAGGUCCUGCUUCAGUUUUUGACGACUUAUUGUCAUUAGAUCCUCUUCUGGAGAAAGAUUCCGUCAGUGGUGGUACUACUACUACUGCUACAAAGAUACCAGUGAAUAAUCCCCCUACAUCGUUUAAUAAUUCACUGCCUCCAGGUUUAAAACCUGUUCCUUCAACUGUUCCAAUACGUCCUGCUGUUGUUAUAUCCGCAUCACAAAACAAGAAUCCACUUGAUGCAUUAGACAGCACUUUGUCGAAUUUGGCUUCAAGUUUAGGGGGUCAGCAAACCUGGGGCUCUACAAAUUUGAAGAAGAAAUCAUUGGCUGAAAGUGAGAAACCAACGUGAAUUUCUAUGGAUUAUAUGACGUGAAGAAUUCUCAGAAUACUAUUAUCUCAUAUACAUAUACUUAUAUCUCUUACAUAACCUUUUUCUUCAUUAUAUAUUUAACAGAAUCUCCUUUUUGUUCCUUACAUUUUUUGUUGUUGUUGUGAUAAUUUGUGCAUUUAUGGCUUACGGAUAUUCUUCUUAUUAUUACAUCUAUGUCCUCUUCCUCGUUAGUUUUCAUGAUUUUCAUAAAAGCUUUACUACUACAACUAUGUAGUUCUAGCAUUUGAAGAAAAAACAAAUAUUCAUAUUUCUUUUAACAAUUUUAGUUCAUCAAUUAAUGCAUAAAAUAUCUUCAUUAUUAAUUCUUCAAUUCCACCAACAGUGUUCUCUGAAAUGAUCACUUUUAUUUGCUUAUGAUUAUUUAAAAAAGAAGAAAAGAUUUACUUC
Schistosoma spindalis is the source of this 2725-nucleotide messenger RNA. Lineage: Eukaryota; Metazoa; Platyhelminthes; Trematoda; Strigeidida; Schistosomatidae. The record is from the annotation of a GenBank genome assembly.